Messenger RNA from Anolis carolinensis (green anole), 1881 nucleotides. Its product is annotated as nuclear factor 7, brain. NCBI's taxonomy places the organism in Eukaryota, Metazoa, Chordata, Lepidosauria, Squamata, Anolidae. Gene Ontology annotation, biological process: protein ubiquitination. Gene Ontology annotation, cellular component: cytoplasm. Bases 98 to 1276 code for a protein of 392 amino acids. The transcript has 5 exons. Gene Ontology annotation, molecular function: ubiquitin protein ligase activity; zinc ion binding. The record is from RefSeq and is a predicted model, not a curated record.
AAAGCGAAAGCAGCAGAGCCAAUAGCAGCCUCGGCUGCAUCACAAGGGGAGAAAGCAGGUGUGUGUAGACGCUCAGGCACCUCUCCGCCGCAUCGCCAUGGCCUCGAGCCUCGCGGAAGACCUGGUGUGCCCCAUCUGCCUGGCCCUCUUCCAGGACCCGCACAUGCUGAGCUGCGGGCACAACUUCUGCCUGGCCUGCCUCCAGGGCUGCCUGCCCGCGGGGGCCGAGGGCGCGCCCUGCCCGGAGUGCCGCCUGCCCUUCCAGCUGCGGGGCUUGGUGCGCAACCGCGCCUUGGCCAACGUGGCCAGGAAGGUCCGCCGCUUCGGGCCCGAGCAGGGAAUGGGGGCUCUGCCGGGGGAGGGGGACUUCUGCGAGGAGCACGACGAGCCCCUCAAGCUCUUCUGCCUCCGGGACCGCCUCCCCAUCUGCGUGAUCUGCCGGGAUAUGCCCCGGCACCGGGGGCACCGCUUCCUGCCCACCAAGGACGCCGUGCAACACGCCCAGGGAAUACUGAAGCCGUAUCGGAAGCUACUGAAGAAGUAUCUGGCGUCUAUCACUACAGAUGAAUCUCUGCAGGAAAAAGAAAUUACAACGCUAGAGAGUUUAACUAAAGAUAUCUUGAAGGACAUUUCAAAAGGUUUCAAAGUUCUUCACCAGACUUUGCACAAAAAAGAAAAACAGUUUAAGGGGCUUGUGCAGUGGCUGAAGAAGGAAAACCUGCAAGAAAUGGAACUUGCCUUGACUUCCUUGAAAGAGGACAGGGCUUUGCAAGCUGAGACUCUUGCCAACAUCAAAGCAGCAUUAGUCACUACAGAUCACAUUGCCUUUCUUAAGGAUUUCAAGAACCUGAUGGACAAAGUUCAGAAAUACGCUCUAGGGGGAAAAGAUGAAGGUGAAAGCAGUAGCGAUGAGGAGGCGGCAUCCAACAAAAAUAGGGAAUACUCUGACCAAGAAGAGGCAAGAAAUGAUGAAGAGGAAGGGGAUGAUGAUGAGUUGGAACGGGAUGGUGAUGAGUUGGGAGGGGAUGGUGAUGAAGAGUACAAAACGGAAGAGUCUGAGGAUGAGAAAGAGGAACAAGAGGACGAGCGGAAAGUGAUAUUGGUGGAUUCAGUCCUUGAGGAAUUUAUGGAUAACUUGGACUUUAAGGCUUGGAAGAAAAUGUUGUUGAAGCAUAUCAAGAGGGAUGAAGAGGAAGCAGAAACAACAGAUGAAAAUUCAAGUGACGAGGAAGAAGAAAAUGAAACUCACACAGCGUCAUGUGAGGUCUCCAGCUGAUGAGUUCCUUUACUAUAAUCACUCGGUUAAGGAAUCUUAAGAAGAAGGAGAUACUUGGAACAAAAGGAAUUCUAUCAUUGCCACAGUGAACAAUGAGCUUCAACUUGCUUUACAAAAAAACUCCACUUUGAAAGUAAAACAAGUGGUGCCAUGUGGUUACUUAUAGUAAUGGCACUUCAUUGGUUGCUUCCCCACAUCCCAUUAUUCUUCUGCUAAGUCUUAAAUUGUUUUUAUUAUUACUGCAGAGCUACAUAACAUUUAUUGUUAUUUGCAAUAAGAACAGAUGAAACUGGGAUCUUUGAUCUUUGCUGUGAACUGUCUUUGGUCUUUGCUUGCCAUUUGCUGCUCUGUCUGGCACUGCCUAAAGAUACUGAGUCAUUCUGUGACAUCCAAAUGGAGCACUGUACAAGGUUUUGUUUCUUUGUUUUUUGCAGUGUGUGAGACUAUCAUUCCCAGAAUCCCCUAGUGGUCAUUUUGGCUGUGGGAUUCUGGAACGUGUAGUAAAAGUUUUCCCCUGUCUUUACAAGUUUCAAUAAGUAAAUAAAUAGUUACUUGUCUUAUUGUGUGUAAGUCUUAUUCAUUAUUAAAGUUUGUGUUUUUUCCAA